GUAGGCACCCCAAAUAAGAGACCAGCCUGCCGACUGGUGCCACAACGGGGAUUUCUGAUUUCCCGACGAAUUGGGACAUUCGGACAUUCGUUGGAGUUUGUGAGCUCCCCGCGAAGUCGCAGAUCUACCGACCAGUGUGCCCUCAGAUGUUAUAGCAAGGUUCUUCAACACGUACACCGACUGUACUGCCACACAAGUGUUCCGUAACCGUUUUGGUUCGAGCAAGGCCAAGUUCGUUCAGCUUGGCCGUGCAGAUGUGGGUAUAAUUUUGAUGAGUUGUGCUGCCGCGUCGCUAUGGAGGUAGUUCCCGCGGACGUGGUUCCCUCAGAGCCUGCAGGUGGUGGUGCCGCCUCCAUUGGUGCUCAUGGCCUCGGCGUGCACAACGUCGUGCUGCAGUUCGCAGAUCGCACGGUCAUAUUUCACGUCACGCUGUUGGAGGGCUCCGUCUUCCUGUGGGUGGGUGGCGCCGAGCUCGGCAUCGGGGAUCUCAAGGUGGCGACGCCGACGAAGUAUGACACGCUUCCCAGCGUUGCCACGGUGAGGGGCGAGGGCGACGGUCCUGGCUCCGCCAUCGCCCAACGGCUGUCCAGGCGAUUCGGAUGCCUCGUUUUCGCGAGCUUCAAUCUGUCAAACCCAGAGCCCGACCUGAUGCUCUUCGUGCAGAAGGAAGCCGCCCGCAUCCUGGGCGAGCUGCUGGGUGCAGAGCCCUCCCCUGCGCUCGCUGGACCCAGCGCUGGAUGAGCCUCGCCGGACAGAGCGAGACGGCCUAGGCGUUCCCGACGAACGAAAUCGUAGACACAAUCCCGCAGAUGCGGAUACGAGUGAGGGGGCGUGGGGGGCGUCGGCACUUUGCGAGGCUCGAACGUACAUCUGAAAAAGAC
Messenger RNA from Prorocentrum cordatum, 881 nucleotides. Lineage: Eukaryota; Dinophyceae; Prorocentrales; Prorocentraceae. The record is from the annotation of a GenBank genome assembly.